This is a messenger RNA of Limanda limanda (common dab), 2921 nucleotides long. RefSeq names its product src substrate cortactin-like. NCBI's taxonomy places the organism in Eukaryota, Metazoa, Chordata, Actinopteri, Pleuronectiformes, Pleuronectidae. The record is from RefSeq and is a predicted model, not a curated record. The transcript has 15 exons. Gene Ontology annotation, cellular component: site of polarized growth; plasma membrane; lamellipodium. Gene Ontology annotation, molecular function: actin filament binding. Gene Ontology annotation, biological process: regulation of actin filament polymerization. Bases 149 to 1606 code for a protein of 485 amino acids.
GAGCCGGAAGUGAUCCGGACGGACUCGUCGCAGGUUCGAAGCUGAAGCUGGAUCCGGAAGCGGAGCGCGGACACCGGGGACACAGCAGCGACUCACCGAGCCCUCCGACCGGAACCGCAGCCGUUGCAGUGACGCAGCCUCUCUGAAGAUGUGGAAGGCCUCAGCAGGACAGACGGUCAGCGUGCCGCUGGACGACGGAGGAGACGACUGGGAGACCGACCCGGACUUUGAGAAUGACGUGUCGGAGAAGGAGCAGCGCUGGGGCGCCAAGACGGUGGCCGGCUCAGGACACCAGGAGCACAUCAACAUCCACCAGCUGCGGGAGACGGUGUCCACGGAGCACACCAGCCUGAAGCAGAAGGAGCAGGACACCGGGCCCAAGGCCUCGCACGGCUACGGAGGGAAGUUCGGCGUGCAGCAGGACCGCAUGGACAAGUCCGCUGUGGGUCACGACUACCAGAGCAAGUUGUCCACACACUGCUCCCAGACGGACACGUCCAAGGGCUUCGGGGGGAAGUUCGGAGUUCUAGACGACCGCGUGGACAAGUCGGCGGUCGGGUUCGAGUACGCCGGGAAGACGGAGAAACACGCCUCUCAGAAAGACUACUCCACCGGGUUCGGAGGCCGAUACGGCGUGCAGUCAGACCGCGUGGACCAGAGCGCCAUGGGCUUCGACUACCAGGGGAAAACAGAGAAGCACGAGUCCCAGAAAGACUACACGAAGGGCUUUGGAGGAAAGUUUGGCAUCGAGACCGACAAGGUGGACAAGAGCGCCAUGGGCUUCGAGUACCAGGGCAAAACGGAGAAGCACGAGUCACAGAAAGAUUACGUGAAGGGCUUUGGGGGAAAGUUCGGUGUCCAGACGGACCGACAGGACAAGUCGGCUCUGGGAUGGGACCAUCAGGAGAAGCUGCAGCUCCACGAGUCUCAGAAAGAUUACUCCAAAGGGUUCGGAGGGAAGUUCGGUGUCCAGAACGACCGCAUGGACAAGAGCGCCGGGACGUUUGAGGACGUGGAGAAGCCGACGUCAUCUUAUCAGAAAACCAAACCUGUGGAGGCCGUCGGCAGCGGCACAGGAAGCAUCAAGGCUCGCUUCGAGAACAUCGCCAAGCAGAAGGAGGAGGAGGACAGGAAGCGGACGGAGGAGGAGCGGGCGCGUCGACAGGCCACGGAGAAGCAGGAGCAGGAGGAGGCGCGCCGUCAAGUCCGAGAGACGCCCAAAGCUCCGUCUCCUGCGCCUGCUGCGAGUCCCAGCCCCGCCCCCAGCCCCACCCCACCCGUCCAGCCCAGCCCCAGCCCCACCCCUAGCCCCACCCCGCCCAAGAAGGAGGAGCAGCUGUACCAGGAGGAGGCGCAGGAGGAGGAGCUGUACCUGACUGCUGACGACUCCAAGCCAGCAGAGACGCAUCAGUACGAGUCCAGCGAGGACGUCGGGGUCACGGCCGUCGCUCUGUACGAUUACCAAGCAGCCGGCGAGGACGAGAUCUCCUUCGACCCGGACGACAUCAUCACCAACAUCGAGAUGAUCGACGAGGGCUGGUGGAGGGGCGUGUGCAGAGGCUCCUACGGCCUGUUCCCGGCCAACUACGUGGAGGUUCGGCAAUGAUGACCCGCCCCCUGCCCCCCCCCCCCACCACGAGAGGACCCGCCUCCUCCUGCAGGAGAAGAGGAAGGAGACCAUUUAAAAUCCCUGUUGUUUUUUUUUUAACUUUUCACACUUUCCUCUGUUCACAUCCUGUGAUGCUUCGACGCUGUGAGACGUCCUCAGGUCUCCUGUCCGCCCCCCCCCCCUAAGAGAAUAAAUAGAAAUCUGGCCACGAAGCUUUGCUCUGCUCUUCUGGAGAAGCUUCAGUUCUCAGACGACUUUGCAAACAUUCAGCUCCGGCCUCAGUUUGUGGGUUGAAGGUUCUUUUCCUUCACGAGGUUUCGAUCAGGUGUCGAUUCUUCACGUAGAGACGAGUUCACACUACAUGAUGUUAAAGCUCCGGUCGAGUUCACUGAGCCCGAGCUGCUCUCUCUCAUCUUCACAACAGUUUCACCUCCUCCACGAUCAGUCUCUGUGUCGUGUGAACUCAGACCACCAGCAGGUCGUAGUGUGAACUGCUCUGUGAGGUGCAGAGUGAGAAGGUCAUGUAGUGUGAACUCGGCUUCAACGUCCUCAGUAGCUCGACCUUUAGGGUCAACAGGAGCAGUCUCAAGUCAACCAAAGCCCCACUCUGGAUCAUUCUGUAUAUUGAUGCUUGUGUUGUGUCCAGUGCAUUGACUGGACCAAACCCCCCCGAUGAGUCCUCCUGGUCGGUCUGAGAACCGUCCGCUGUGUUGCACAGGAGUUUAAAUUCCAGGUUGAAGCUGCACUAGUUGAUUUCUUGAGCUUCCUGUCGAGUGAAUCAGUUUGAUCAAUAACGAGGCUUCAGGGGCGCAGCUGUCAAAUGACAAGCCAAACAGAAACACUACAGUUCAUUGUAUUAUUUUAAUCAUCUUCAUACAUUCUACAGGUUAAUUACUGAUGUUUAGAAUCGUGUACAGAGAGGUGAAGAGUUGUGAUGUUUUGAGAACGGUCGUGACGUGUAUUUGUGGAUGAUUUCAGAUGAUUUCAGAUGAUUAAAGAUGGCGACUGACGUCCCUCAAUAUGACCAACCUGCAGAAAACAUCAGUUAAGGGAAGAGGCCUUCAGUGUGUUCUCCAAACACAAAUGAUUUCUGACAGACGACUGGUCUGCAGAUCGCAGUAGUGUAGCUCAGACAGGUGUGCGUGUGUGUGUGUGGGAGAGAGAGACAUUGAAUUCAUCUUUGGGGUUUAAUAAUAAAAAGUGACCUUUUCAAAUGCAUUAUUUUUAUCUGUACCUCUGUUUGCUUGAGUCACUUCAUUACCUGCUUGUUCUUUUUUUUUAGUUUCAAUAAAUAAACUAUGAUUAAACUGUU